GAACCCAGGGGCCGAGCUCAGAGAUGCCCGGGAAGGCAGAAGCACACGCACGUCGCCCCGUAAGUUUCCGGCGACCUUGACCCGGAAGCGCUUUCGGCGGCAGCCUCGCAGGGACAUUUGGUCAUGGUCUUCCUCACGACGCGACUCUACCUGCGGAACCGCGUUACCGACCGCUACUUUCGGAUCCAGGAGGUGCUGAAGCAUGCGCGGCACUUUAGGGGGAGGAAGAACCGCUGCUACCGGCUGGCCGUCAGGGCUGUCACCAGGGCCUUCGUGAAAUGCACCCGGGCCCGCAAGCUAAAGAAGCGGAACCUGAGGACCCUUUGGAUUAAUCGAAUCACAGGUGCCUCCCAGGAACAUGGCCUGAAGUACUGGGUGUUUGUUACCAAUUUAAUCAAGUGCCAGGUGGAGCUCAACAGGAAAGUACUUGCAGACCUGGCCAUCUAUGAACCAAAAACUUUUAAAUCUUUGGCUGCUUUGGCCCAACGGAGGCGACAGGAAGGAUUUGCAGCUGCCUUGGGGAAUGGAAAGGAGCCUGAAGGCAUAUUUUCCAGGGUGGUGCACUACCACUGAGGGCUGCCGCACCUUGGAUCAGGAAAAUGCUUCUUCCCAAUGAUCCUAAUGACCAAGAUAGGAACAAUGUGCUGUCUACUCAGUAGCUCAUAAACCUGGGUUGUUACUUUAUUUACACUUUGGUGCCAGGCCUGAGAGAAAAGGCCCUGUCUUCUCUCAGUGGACACAGAGUCUCAGAACUGUCUUACAUAGAUUAUGCAUAUAAAGUUUUCAAAGUGUUUGAC
Molecule: messenger RNA, 797 nt
Organism: Heterocephalus glaber (naked mole-rat)
Lineage: Eukaryota; Metazoa; Chordata; Mammalia; Rodentia; Bathyergidae
Gene: Mrpl20
Product: mitochondrial ribosomal protein L20
Biological process (GO): translation
Cellular component (GO): ribosome
Molecular function (GO): rRNA binding; structural constituent of ribosome
Source: RefSeq, a predicted model, not a curated record